AUGGCAGACGAGCAACAGGUCGAUGCAUUAUACACGCAGACUUCGCCAGAGCUUUGGACAACCAUUGACAACGUUGGGAACAAGAAACUAGCCAUUGACAACGUUGGGAACCGCAAACUAGCCAUUCACAACGUUGGAAACCACAAACUAGCCAUUCACAACGUUGGAAACCACAAACUAGCCAUUCACAACGUUGGAAACCACAAACUAGCCAUUCACAACGUUGGAAACCACAAACUAGCCAUUCACAACGUUGGAAACCACAAACUAGCCAUUCACAACGUUGGAAACCACAAACUAGCCAUUCACAACGUUGGAAACCACAAACUAGCCAUUCACAACGUUGGAAACCACAAACUAGCCAUUCACAACGUUGGAAACCACAAACUAGCCAUUCACAACGUUGGAAACCACAAACUAGCCAUUCACAACGUUGGGAACCACACACUACCCAUUCACAACCUUGGGGGAGACACACUACCCAUUCACAACGCUGGGAACAACAUUCCAGCCACUGUAGACAAGUGCUUCCAGCCGGCCGGACCUCCACAGUCGUGA
Molecule: messenger RNA, 558 nt
Organism: Procambarus clarkii (red swamp crayfish)
Lineage: Eukaryota; Metazoa; Arthropoda; Malacostraca; Decapoda; Cambaridae
Source: RefSeq, a predicted model, not a curated record